This is a messenger RNA of Klebsormidium nitens, 3337 nucleotides long. Lineage: Eukaryota; Viridiplantae; Streptophyta; Klebsormidiophyceae; Klebsormidiales; Klebsormidiaceae. The record is from the annotation of a GenBank genome assembly.
GGUUCUGUGCUUCGUUUUGCAGCAGCAACUUGAGCAGGCCCAUGGAAGAGCCUGCUCAGACUCUGAGCGCGCGCUUGUGAGCGGCCAGCUGACAUUCGUUGUGUUGCCACAUUGGUGUUUGCUUUCGCGUUCAAACACACAAGUAGAGCACCUGCUAUGCCAGGCCCAAUGGAGUCCCUGGACGGUGCGCCCACGUCGGACAGGCAUGUCAAUGCAAAUCACGGCGCUGCAGUGGGACAAAAUGGCGCCCAUUGGGGUGAGAUCAUAACACCAGCAGCAAGCAUGGAAACGGGAACAGGAAGAGGGUUCAAUGAAAGCACAGGAAUGGGGACGGUGGCUUCAAAGUUGGAACCAAUAGAGCUGGAAACGGAAACAGACGCCGAUUCCGAAACUUAUCACUCUAGUGAUGAGGCAAUUGAGAGCAGCUUACAGGAUGUGGUGGAGGAUGUAUCUCUUGAUGAACGCGGAAGCGCUGGAGAAGAUCAUGAGAGCAAGUCGAAUGGCGAAGCUGCGACCCUUGCGAAGAUGGAUCUGGAAGAUUACAAGGUGAACCAAACUUCAAUCGAGGCAGAGUUGGGGUUGAAUGUUGGGCAACUGAAAAAAGUCACAGAGAGAGGGUUGGAAGCAAGCACCACAUUGAAAGAAGACUUGAUGGCGACAGACGUUGAAUCGGAAGCCAAGCAGCUGAAUGGUCCAGCAGUUGCAGCCAAUGCAGGGUUGGAAGCAGGAACAGAAUCAAACGAGGGUUUCAUGGAAAUUGACCUGGAUUUAGCAUCUGAGCAGCCUGGUGAUGCAAAUGAUGGAGGGUUGGAAGCAGGCAGCACUUUAGUGGACUCCACGAUGGCCCUUGAGCAAGCUGGAGACGGGAGUCGGAUUGAACAGGAUCAGCUAAUAGUUGCACCGGAGGUUGCUUCUGGAGCUACAGCAGGAGUAGCCCUCCAGAACGAAGAGCAUCAGCCAAGACUUUCUGCUGAUGACAGGUCGGGCGCUGCCACAGAAUUGGUUUCUGAGCAAACAGGAGAGGAACAGCGUGCUGAAUCUCGGAGACCUUCAGCAAGCGGGGCUGGUACCCAUGGAAUCCUGCAGAAAGCCACAGAUCUGACAGAGAGGCGGGAGUCGGAGCCAGCUUUGGUGCCAUCAGAACCUCCCCCUCUUGGAAGUGUUGAUGAGCAGUCACAGCAGGGACCUACAGAGGAAGCUGAUACUGGGCGCAUCCCAUUCUUUAUCAUCACGAACACCGGUCGGAAAGCCGCCUCCCCCAGGCUCUCCAACGAGACCAUCGACUUCCCGGGAGCCCGAAUCUCUGCCGACAAAUUUGUCGGUCUGCGAUAUGUCAGGGAGGGGGGUGACGUUUCCCAGAGCGGUUCGGCAAGCCCCGGUGUGCGUCUUCUCGGCGCCAUCCAGGACUUUCCAUCCAGGACUGCAGUGGCAGCGGGGAAGACUGUGACAAGCCUGCUGUCAGUUCUGCCAUCUCCAAGAAGGAGCUCAAGCGGAGGGGAGAAAGCUGUGGCGGAUCCAACAGAGGCAGGCCGAGGGGGCCAGGAAAAAGAGACAUCCACACCCCGUGACGGCAGUGCGUCUGCGGCAGAGGGGCCAGCCAGCACCAGUGGCUCUGGCAGCAGGCGCCAGUCCGUCGACAGCCCCGAGUUGCACGUGUGGGAGAUUAUCUGGAAGGACCACAGCAAGCACACGCAGGACCGGCCUGGCGGAACCCUGCAGCAGGUCCAGUUCGAGACGACGAAGGCAGGCUUCCGCUUCAUCCAGCGCAUCAUCGACAUCUGGUCUCUCGAAGCCACUGAGACGUCCGCCAUGACCGAGGCCGCCAAAGCCGCACUGAAAGCCCAGGAUCUGCUUGACACCAACACGGACUACCCCUUCUCUAAGCCGGAAACCCUUACUGCUGCCAAUAAUAUCUUUCCCCGAAGUCUUUUCGGCAAGGUGCGGGGAACCUCGAACGGCACACCUAACCAGCCUGAGGCGCUGUCGCGCGCCGCAAGCGAGGACUUGCAAGCGAGCGCCUCCGAGGUCGAGCGUACAAAGUCGGGUUUGUCGGUUGCCGAGCGGACGGAGUCGGGGGUGUCGGUUGCAGAAAGCGUCGAAAGUCUUUCGUCAGCGAAAAGUGGCGCGUCUGCGGGCGGCGUGGCGAUUGCGUUGGUUGCGAGCGGGACCAAAAAUGGUUAUGGCGGGGGUUUGCAGCACGUUAUGAUUCCUGAGUCGGAUCCGGUUGCGGGGCUCCCCCCUCCGGAGAAGCCGGGGGCGCCGCUCGUGGAGGGGCGCUUCCUGCCGAACAUGUCCCCGCACUCGCACGUGCUGCAGCAACCGCACAUACGUGCGCUAGCCGCGGCCUUGCCAGUCCGCUUCCGGUUGUCGCCCUGGGUGCUCUUGUAUAGUACGUGGCGGGAUGGCAUCAGCUUGCAAACCAUGUACCGGAAAGCCGCCAAGAAGGGGCCCUGCGUCCUGGUCAUCCUUGACACGAAACACAACGUGUUUGGUUGUCAUACCUCGGAGAGCUGGAAAGUCCACCCGCGCUACUAUGGCAGUGGGGAGAGUUUCGUCUUCCAGCUUUACCCCGAGAUGCGCAUCUACCGAUGGACGCGGGACAACAACUACAUCAUGUUUGGCACGCCGGACUCCAUCCACAUAGGCGGCGGGAGCCACUUUGCGCUGUCGGUCAGGGGCGACCUCCUCAGCGGUUGCACGGGCGCCUGCGAAACGUUCGGCAACGGCCCACUAGUCAAGCCUGAGGAGUACGGGAUCCUGCACGUGGAGCUGUGGGGCUUUCAGUGACACCACGGGGAGCUGCCGCCGUGUGCUGUCGUUGUGAAGCGCAUUGACGAGAUUGGGGUUCGCCCUGUGUUCAGGGAGCAAGGUGCUACCGCGUCAGUACAACCUGAGGUCCAGAGCUUAUCCAAAAGCACGCCUAAGUUGAGCACGCUGUAGGUCAAACGGAUCCACCGGUUGUCAGCAGUCUGCUGGCCUCCGACUCUACUUCACACCGGUUAGUGAUGUCAGAUUCGAUCAGAUCAAACUGACCAUGCCCGAUCCGUACCCGGAUGUUGCACCAAUACCUUGGAAGUACUUGAUCUGAUUGUUUCUCGCAUCUGAGUCCUGCCGAAGUCGAGGUCAAAAAGAUGCACAGAAAUUUUUCGCGGCGAGCUAAGUAGCUCGUUUCCGCCAAUGAAGGCCGACACGACGGUCAAAGAGAUUGCCAAGUUUGUGUGAAGCCCAAAAUUGACUCAGGGAUCCGACAUGCCGCCCAAUCAAGGUGUAAGUCCAGGCUUCUCUAACUCUUCUCGACUGUCCGAAUAGAGCGCGGGCCUUGAUACCAGGUCUCCGG